Molecule: messenger RNA, 1837 nt
Organism: Bombina bombina (fire-bellied toad)
Lineage: Eukaryota; Metazoa; Chordata; Amphibia; Anura; Bombinatoridae
Product: GTP-binding protein Rhes
Exons: 3
Coding region: 262-1062 (266 amino acids)
Molecular function (GO): GTPase activity; GTP binding
Source: RefSeq, a predicted model, not a curated record
GGGACCAGUCACAUCUGUCAGUGAGAGACGCUGCCUGGCCAGGGGUGGGGGGCAGUACCAGGGUGUGAAUGUGCCCACUUGUCAAUCCCAGUCACAAACUCACAGGAUCUAAUCCAUGGGCACAGGGGCUUUUAUGGGGACCCUUCUGAGACCCCCCCAGCUAACACCCCAGAAGAAAGAACUGGCAUCUGGUGGAAGGACAUUAACCAGAGCACUACAGGAGUCCUAAAGACAGGACAUUCACCUGUGACAGUUGGAGCCAUGAUGAAGACGCUUAGCGCUGGGAACUGCACAUUAAAUGUCCCAGCAAAGAACUCGUACCGUAUGGUGGUGCUUGGUGCCUCGCGGGUUGGAAAAAGUGCCAUUGUCUCUCGUUUCCUGAAUGGGAGGUUUGAAGACCAGUACACUCCGACCAUUGAGGAUUUUCACCGCAAGCUGUACAACAUCAGAGGGGAGAUGUACCAACUGGAUAUCCUGGACACUUCAGGGAAUCACCCAUUCCCGGCCAUGAGAAGACUCUCAAUACUGACAGGGGACGUUUUUAUUCUGGUCUUCAGCAUAGACAAUCUUGACUCGUUCGAUGAAGUUAAAAGACUGAGAAAGCAGAUCUUGGAGGUUAAGUCCUGUGUGAAGAAUAAGACCAAAGAAACAGGAGAAUUCCCCAUGAUGAUCUGCGGCAACAAGUGCGAUUGUGGUGAACAACACCGCAAAGUGCGAUCUGAAGAGGUGGAGAGGUUGGUGUCAGGAGAUGACAACUGUGCGUACUUUGAGGUCUCAGCUAAAAAGAAUUCCAAUGUGGACAAAAUGUUUCAAAUUCUGUUCAGUAUGGCCAAGCUUCCCAAUGAGAUGAGCCCUGCCCUGCACCGCAAGAUCUCUGUACAGUAUGGGGACACCUUUCAUCAGAAGUCCUUCAGAAUGAGGAGGCUGAAGGAGAUGGAUGCCUACGGCAUGGUCUCCCCUUCUGCUAGACGCCCCAGUGUCAAUAGUGAUUUAAAGUACAUCAAGGCCAAAGUACUGGGUGAAGGGCAGACACGGGACAGGGAGAAGUGUAGUAUCCAGUGAGAGGCUACACACAAAAAAGGGAAUGUGACAUGCUUUUGAGAUACAAUCAGACAGAUAUGGAAUUCAGUUCAUGGAAGUCAAGUCCGGCUGGAGAUGGACUCUUUUGUUGGAAUAAAGUACCUUUGUAAAAUCUGACACAUCCAUUCCACAUUCAGUUGGCUGACUUGAGAGUUUAUCCUCAUCACCACUAGAUCUUGGCUACCAAUUCUGUUAGAGAAAUUAAUGUCUCAUUUAAAAUGAUAACAAUGUCUUCUAAUGAUAUAUGUUUAAUUGUUAGAUUGAUACAGCUGUCAAAUAAGGAGCUCAGUGUAUCCCCAAGGAGACAUCAAAGCAAGAUGAUUGCUGGUGUGAUGGGACCUGCUUUGCUUGGUCUUCAAGGUGUUGAUAAGAUCAAUGUGUAUAAAGGUUUCCUCUGUUGAGUGGACAUUAGUUUUCUCUUUGAAUGUAUAUACUGACCACAGGAAAGCUUAGGUAAACACCACAAGAACAUAAGUAUAAUAUAUUAGACCGUGGCAUGUGUAGUGACUAUAGGAGAAGAUCACUUCAAUUAAACAGUGUUUAUGUCUUGAUCUACACAAUUGUGUGAGACGUCUUUGAAGGGACAGUCUCAUCAAUAUAUGUGACCUCCUAACAAAUACAUGAACCGUUUAACCUCUCGCUGGUAUGUGAUCCAGCUCUUUGUUAUCAGUAUUCAGAAUGUAAACUGUCACCAUGUAAUGUGGAUCAGGUCAAUUUUCAUGUUGUAACUUUAAUAAUAAAAUGAAAAAUAAUCACA